AUGACGCUCCCCCAAAUAGCGCUACCAGGGCAAUUCCUCGCCAAAACCAGCGACUACCUGCCUGGCCCAGGAACACAUAUUCACGAGUCGCAAAUCUACGCUUCAAUCGCCGGACUCGUCAUAUCUACACCUUCUUCUUCCACCGCAAAUACAACCUCCAAAUCCAGCAACCUCACACCCCUCCUUUCAAUAACGCGCCCCCCAAGCUCGACCGACCCCGGCAUCCUAGGCCCCAACUCAGGUGCCGGCAUCCCACUCCUCCCCACCGUCUCCAGCACCGUCCUCGUGCGCAUAACACGCCUCGGCUCGCGUUUUGCCUCCUGCGAGAUCCUCGUCAUCGACAACCUCGUAUGCCGCGAAGCCUUCGUAGCGCAGAUCCGGCGCGAAGACAUCCGCGCCACGGAAAAAGACAAGAUCAAGAUUGAAGAGAGCUUCCGCGUGGGCGAUCUCGUGCGCGGGACGGUGAUUAGUUUGGGAGAUAGUGGCAAUUACUAUGUCGCGACGGACUCAAAUGAGUAUGGUGUUGUGCUGGCGAGGAGCGAGGAGGGCAGGAUCAUGCAUCCGGUUAGUUGGAAGGAGUUUAGGGAUCCGGUUAGUGGGAAGGCUGAGUUGAGGAAGGCUGCGAAGCCGUUUUGA
Molecule: messenger RNA, 636 nt
Organism: Pyrenophora tritici-repentis Pt-1C-BFP
Lineage: Eukaryota; Fungi; Ascomycota; Dothideomycetes; Pleosporales; Pleosporaceae
Product: exosome component 1
Biological process (GO): RNA processing
Cellular component (GO): nuclear exosome (RNase complex); cytoplasm
Molecular function (GO): RNA binding
Source: RefSeq, a predicted model, not a curated record